Molecule: messenger RNA, 3137 nt
Organism: Cervus elaphus (red deer)
Lineage: Eukaryota; Metazoa; Chordata; Mammalia; Artiodactyla; Cervidae
Gene: TAFA4
Product: TAFA chemokine like family member 4
Exons: 6
Coding region: 1594-2016 (140 amino acids)
Biological process (GO): phagocytosis; macrophage chemotaxis
Molecular function (GO): receptor ligand activity
Source: RefSeq, a predicted model, not a curated record
UAAGUUUGCUUCUGGGGGUCUUCCCUGGUGGUCCAGUGGUUAAGAAUCCGCCUUGCAAUGCAGGGGAUGCAGGUUCGAUAUCUGGUCCGGGAGCUGAGAUCCCACCUGCCAUAGAGCAACUAAGUCUGCGUGCCCCACAACUAUUGAGCCUGCGCAGUACAGCCCUAGCGCUGCAACUACUGAGCUUGCGCCCUGGAGCGAGGACCCACAACUACUGAGCCUGCGCUCUGGAGCCACAAACCACAACUACUGUGACUGCAUGUGCAACUGCUUAAGAACACAUUCCCGUGCUCCACCAAGAGAAGCCACUGCCAGAAGGCCGAGCACCACAACUAAGGACUAGCCCCCACUCGCCGUAACUAGAGAAAAAGCCCACACGCAGCAAUGAAGAGCCUGCAGGCUGCAAGGACCCAGGGCAGCGCCUACACCCCCUCUAAACGUCUGCACUCUUGGUGAAAGUAAAGACCGCCGGUCAAGAACCCUACAGAAAGGUUUGGACUUGUUGGUUCCUAGUGAACACAGGACCCGGGGACAACAUCUACUUCCCCGGCUCAGUUGAGACUUUCUGAGAUUGCCCCUCCCCCCGCAUGAUGUCGGGCAAGUGCAAACACAUGAAGUCUUAGGACAAAAAGCAGCUUUGCAGAGCCAUGAUGAGGAGCAGGGUGGCAGAGCGGUGGAAGGGACGGGCUCUGACCUACCACUGACUACCCCAACGACCUAGGGCAAGCCACUGACACUCGGGGAGCCUCAGUUUUCUCAUCUGUGAAUGGACACUACUUAGGGGACCAACCUGAAGGUUGUUGUGAGGCUGUAUUUGGUCCUUGUAUCUGCAGGGCACUUCGUGGCACAAACAGCUGUGAGGAUAGAGGAGCCUGAUCUUAAUCAGGUAAUCACGCAGGUGAGGGUGUGUAAGGAUAACCAGUGGGGCUGCCUGGGAAGGGGAGGAACUUGUAACCAAGAGAUGCCGUGCCCUGGGGCAAGAGGGAAGGUUCCUCGCAGGCAAAAAAUAAGGUAGCACACCUUGGGUCUGGCACACGGGAUGGCCUCCUAAGCUGGGAGAGGAGCUGGGAGGUGGAAGAAGGAGAAUAGGAGGCAGAUGACGCAGACCCACAGGAAGCCUGGGUCCUCGGCCGUGAGCACGGGAGAAUCCUCCACGUGAUACAACUUGAGCCUGAAAGACCCUGAGGACAGUGGCCGCUGAGGUCUGCUUGAUUCAGUGAUGGACUGACAGUCCUAUGAGGUGGAACAGCUCCUAGAGACCAAGCGGGCUUCAGACAGAAGUUGUAGAGGCUCCAGGGCUAUCAGACUUGAACUUAGCUUCCCACUGAGUGGUUUUGUCAGCAUCACCUGAGAACCUCAGCAACGGCAAAGGCCUGACUGCCAGCCUGCCUUCUCCUGGCCACAGGAUUCUCAGCUAUCUGCGUCCAAACUUCGCUUCUGCCCCUUCAGUCUGUGAUUAAACGGGCAAAAGGUCUAUGAAGUUAAGAUAAUUUUUUGGAACUGUCGAAAUGGUUGGUCCUUGCUACCAAUGGGAACUUGGAGUCACUCUGAAAUCCAUCCUGGAAUAACCGUGUUUGACUGGAACCAAAUUUUAUGAAGUCUCCAAGGAUGGGAGCCUGUACCAGGUCCGUCUUGCUGUCUCACUGGCUCUUCCUGGCCUACGUGUUGAUGGUGUGCUGUAAGCUCCUGUCCGCCUCCAGCCAGCACCUCCGGGGACACACAGGUCACCACCAGAUCAAGCAAGGGACCUGCGAGGUGGUGGCGGUGCACAGAUGCUGUAACAGGAACCGCAUCGAGGAGCGAUCGCAGACGGUCAAGUGUUCCUGCUUCCCGGGACAGGUUGCUGGCACGACUCGGGCUCAGCCCUCUUGUGUUGAAGCUUCCAUUGUGAUUCAGAAAUGGUGGUGUCACAUGGACCCUUGUUUGGAAGGAGAGGACUGCCGAGUGCUGCCCGAUUACUCAGGCUGGUCCUGUAGCAGCGGCAACAAAGUCAAAACUACCAAGGUCACACGGUAGCAGAGAGAGCGGGGCCUCCACGCUGGAGGAGGGGCGGGCUGCAGCCCUCUCCUGUUGGGACUGCGGCCCUGGACUCUGCGGGAGAUUGUCUGAGAUUUUACCCACGUCACACGGGCACAUCUGUGCUAUGAAUGGUGGUGUUUACGUAACUGUUCCAGCUCUCACUGCCUCGCGACUUGACUACACUGAGUCACAACCAUGGGCCGCCACACACACAGCGCACAUCCUACCUGGAUUCCUAAGGAACAUACCUCCAAGAGACUCUGGACCAAUAAACUGGAAGUUGGAAAAGAUGGAUCAUCACUGAAUGAAGACUAGGUCUGCAGCUUUUUCUGCAUUUACACAGGAGCCCGGACCUGCUUCUGAGGCCCCUCAUUCUCUUCCUCCUGUGAACUUUUCCUUCAGCCCUGUUGUGGGUCAUCUGAAAGGGUCCAGAUAACAAAACAUUUUGGCAGAAAAUUUUUUUUUUGCAGAUGUAGACUGAUGAACUCUGAUUAACUGGUGAUGAAAAUUUAUUUUAUAAACCUUGAGGAAUAGAAGGACUUAUGGUGAGGUUACUGUGUGUGCACUUGUUUCCCUGCUUUUAAAUUCUCUGCGUUGUAAGGCCCUUUGGCAGGGCAGCAGAAAUAAAAUGCUCCCGUUGUAACUUCUGUGUGCCGUUUCACCGAGUCGAAGGAAGUGUAUCAACCCCAAUAGUUUAUAACCAAAGCCCUCUCGUGACACAUACACAACAGGAAGGAAACCUGCUGGGGUUUCUAUGGCUUAAGUGUAUGCAGAGAGGUAAAUCAUUGAAAAUAUAGAACACUUUCUGUUUAGAUCAAGGGUGAUUUCUCAGAUCCAGUUUAUGUCAGUCAAACUGUUGCUAACUCCGAGACAAAAGUCAUGAACGGCAGAAUUUUUAGACUGUGACUGAGUUAGCCCUACACCUUCCCUCCUUAUUUGUUAGUUAUCUUAUUUUUUAAAUGUGAGUAAAAUCGGAGUCAGUUUUUUUUUUUUUUGGUUAAAUGACUUUGCAGCAGCUGUGUCUCCACACAUUCUCAGAUGCUGUCAUGCAGAAACGUAUUAGAGACAAGUGACCCAGAUUUUAAAUGCAUAAUAUUAUUAAACAGAUACCACUAUAA